GACGUCAUUUCUUUCACAUGGCUCUAGCAAGACAGUUGUGUGACCAAUAAAGGAUGUUGCACCACUAUUAGACAUUUACCAUUGUUUACGUUUUAUAUUCUCUACAUAACGUACACGCUAGAGAACACAUUUAAUUUACAUAAAUUUGUGUAUUGUGUCUAUUUUUCUAAUAAUAUUUAAACGUUAAAUAAGAUAGACCUUUUUUUAAUUUGAGUGGACACCAUACUUUGACUUCUCAAUAACAAAACCACGCCAUACGGUUUUGUCUGUAGGAUCGACUGUUGUCGAUCAAAAUAGUGUUUUUUAGUAACUAACUUCACAUUGGUGAUGGCCUCCAACGGAAUGGAUGGCGAAUCAAGUGCUGAUAGAAAUGUUGAAAUUUGGAAGAUUAAAAAACUUAUCAAGAGUCUUGAAGCUGCAAGAGGAAAUGGCACAAGUAUGAUUUCUUUGAUUAUUCCACCAAGAGAUCAGAUUGCUCGUGUAAAUAAAAUGUUAGCAGAUGAAUUUGGUACAGCCUCAAAUAUCAAAAGUCGAGUCAACAGACUGUCUGUUCUUGGUGCCAUCACUUCUGUACAACAAAGGCUUAAACUAUACAAUAAAGUUCCUCCAAAUGGGCUUGUUAUAUACUGUGGUACCAUCAUAACUGAAGAAGGAAAAGAAAAGAAAGUGAACAUAGACUUUGAGCCAUUCCGCCCCAUUAACACUUCUUUGUACCUAUGUGACAAUAAAUUUCACACUGAAGCAUUAACUGCCUUAUUGGCAGAUGACAACAAAUUUGGCUUUAUUGUUAUGGAUGGUAAUGGAGCACUUUUUGGCACCCUAUCUGGAAAUACACGAGAAGUUUUGCACAAAUUCACAGUUGACUUACCCAAAAAGCAUGGGAGAGGAGGACAGUCUGCGCUCCGUUUUGCUCGUCUUAGGAUGGAAAAGAGACACAACUAUGUUAGAAAAGUUGCAGAAGUGGCAGUUACGUUAUUUAUUACAAACGACAAGCCAAAUAUUGCAGGAUUAGUCCUCGCAGGGUCAGCAGAUUUUAAAACAGAACUUAGUCAGUCAGAUAUGUUUGAUCCUCGUCUUCAAGGUAAAAUUAUCAAAAUUGUGGAUGUUUCAUAUGGUGGUGAGAAUGGUUUUAACCAGGCUAUAGAACUUGCAGCAGAUUCCCUGGCAAAUGUCAAAUUCAUCCAAGAAAAGAAACUGAUAGGAAGAUACUUUGAUGAGAUAUCUCAAGACACAGGCAAAUACUGUUUUGGAGUGGAAGAUACACUGAAAGCUAUGGAAAUGGGAGCAGUGGACAUUCUCAUAGUGUGGGAGAAUUUGGAUAUACAGAGAUUUGUUCUGAAGAAUCACUCCACAGAUGAGGAAAAAAUAUUACACUUACGUCCUGAUCAAGAAAAGGAUAAAACUUAUUUUACUGAUAAAGAAACUGGAGUAGAGCUGGAGUUGAUAGAGCAGAUGCCACUCCUGGAAUGGUUUGCUAAUAAUUAUAAAAAUUUUGGUGCAACCCUGGAAAUCAUCACAGACAAAUCUCAAGAAGGAGCUCAGUUUGUUAAAGGCUUUGGUGGUAUAGGAGGAAUCUUGCGGUACCAAGUUGACUUUCAAGCUUUGGAUUCUUCACUGCAUGAUACAUUGUAUGAAGAGUUUGAUUUGGAUGAUUAUUAAUACUUUGUUGUAUGAUGUGAUGGACUUGGAAUAUAUUCAAGUUGAUGUUAUAACCUUCAUGAGAGCUUGAGCUAUUCCAGGGUCAUAUGGCUAAUGGUUGUACAUCUGGCUGUUGUGUGAUUGUGUGGGCAUAAAGAAUUUAGUUCCUAUCCUGUGAGAGGCCAUCUAUAUACCUUUUUAAAAAUACUUUUGGUACCUAUGCAUGGAAUAAUGCUGCUGAGUGCUCCAUGAAAUUAUUAACUGUGUAAUAGGUCUGUCACACUGAUGUGAUAGAUUGAUCAUACAGGUAACUUUGAUUGACAACCUCCAUCCUUGGUGUAUAUUUAUAUAGAUGGCCUGUUGUAUUCUUUCUUGCAUAGACAAGAAAAUGUUAACAAGCCAUUUGAAAAAAAGAGCUGUUAAUUUGUUUAUUUUUCUGAUGUAAGGGGAAGCUUGUAGUGUUUAUUGUAUGGAAGACAGAUUUCAACUUUAACUUGUAAUUGACUCUAAUAAAAGAAGCAAAUGCUAUUUAUUGCCA
Messenger RNA from Physella acuta, 2176 nucleotides. RefSeq names its product eukaryotic peptide chain release factor subunit 1. The record is from RefSeq and is a predicted model, not a curated record. Gene Ontology annotation, biological process: translational termination. Gene Ontology annotation, molecular function: translation release factor activity. Lineage: Eukaryota; Metazoa; Mollusca; Gastropoda; Physidae.